AUGGCGGACGUCGAGGAUGUGACAAUAAUGUUGUUGCUUGUGGCUUUCGGUUUGGUCGCAAGCGCAUCGUGCGCGCACGCCGGUUACUGUUCGACGAACACGUUUCCGACAAAUUCAUCAUGGAUGCACUUUACAAAGGAGCCGAUUCCGUUCGAGUAUGGAUUUCAGGAUAAAUUCAAGAGUAUACACUGUUGUGUCAAAGGAUAUAGGAGUAUUGAAUGGUAA
Messenger RNA from Pieris macdunnoughi, 225 nucleotides. Lineage: Eukaryota; Metazoa; Arthropoda; Insecta; Lepidoptera; Pieridae. The record is from the annotation of a GenBank genome assembly.